AUAAAAAAAACAAUUUGUCACAACAAAAUAAUUCAUAUUCAUCGUAUGCAACAAUCAAAACAGUAAUCUUCUUACUGUUAUAAGUCUUUUUGGGUCUUCCAACCCCAUUCAUUAGCAUAAUCAUAAAUCAUGAAAAAAGGGUGCUUAGGACCCAAUCUGAAGCUCACUGUUCCUGUUCCUGCAACUCAUCACCCUUCUUUUCCAAGCUUCCUGAAUGAAAGCGGCACGUUUAUUGAUGGGAACCUGCUUGUCAAUGGCGACGGAGUUCUGAUCGCUUCUCAGGGUGAAGUGGGAACUUUGUGUUGUUUUCAGCCACCCCCAGUAAGGGCAAUAGACAACAAACUAAGUUUGGCAGACAUUGACACAAUCAGAGUGAUUGGAAAGGGAAAUGGAGGGAUUGUGCAGUUGGUGCAACACAAAUGGACUAAUCAAUUUUUCGCAUUAAAGGAAAUCCGAAUGAUGGUUGAGGAGCCUAUGCACACGCAGAUAGCACGAGAGCUAAAAAUCAAUCAGUCAGCACAAUGUCCAUAUGUUGUUGUUUACUACCAAUCAUUCUACAAUAAUGGGGUCUUAUCAAUCAUCUUAGAGUACAUGGAUGGAGGGUCCUUGGAAGAUUUUCUUAGCAUAGUGAAAACAAUUCCAGAGCCAUAUCUUGCCGCGAUCUGCAAGCAGGUGCUGAAGGGUUUAAUUUAUCUUCAUCAUGAAAAACAUAUUAUCCAUAGGGACUUAAAGCCUUCUAAUUUGUUGAUAAAUCAUAGAGGAGAAGUAAAGAUUACUGAUUUUGGUGUGAGCGCAAUCAUGGACACCACAUCUGGUCUAGCUAAUACUUUUAUUGGCACAUACAGCUACAUGUCUCCAGAGAGAAUUACUGGAAACCCUGGUGGUUACAACUAUAGAAGUGAUAUAUGGAGCUUGGGACUGAUAUUGCUCAAGUGUGCUACAGGAAAGUUUCCAUAUACACCACCUGAUAAAAAAGAAGGAUGGGAAAAUAUCUACCAGCUUAUUGAAAUCAUUGUCGAAAAACCUCCGCCGAGUGCUCCAUCUGAUCAAUUUUCUCUGGAAUUUUGUUCUUUCAUCUCUGCAUGUUUACAGAAAAAUCCAAGGGAUAGAAAGUCAGCUCCAGACCUUGUGAGACAUCCAUUUAUCAACAUGUAUGAGGACUUGGAUGUGGACCUUUCAGCAUACUUCUCCAAUGGAGGAUCUACACCUGCAACCAUAUAAAACUUGGUGUGUUCAAAAGUAAAGAGUCAUUCUAAUUUGAAUUAUGUAUCACUUCAUUAGGUAUCUUGAAUUCAGAUUGGUAUGUUCAUUACCCAGAUGAUGUACCAAAAAGUGAGUGUCGAGAACAAAGAGAGUAUAUGCUAAUUUGUCAUGUACAGCAAGGUUUUUGCUUCUCGGUAGUUAAGUGGUUUGCCAUUUUAAACUGUAACAUGUUUUGAUGCAAAUUAUACAAUAUAAUCGUGCUUUUUACUAUCAAAAUGGUCAUUUGUCUUGACA
Arachis ipaensis is the source of this 1497-nucleotide messenger RNA. Its product is annotated as mitogen-activated protein kinase kinase SIPKK. Gene Ontology annotation, biological process: MAPK cascade; protein phosphorylation. Gene Ontology annotation, molecular function: MAP kinase kinase activity; ATP binding. Lineage: Eukaryota; Viridiplantae; Streptophyta; Magnoliopsida; Fabales; Fabaceae. The record is from RefSeq and is a predicted model, not a curated record.